This is a messenger RNA of Debaryomyces fabryi, 618 nucleotides long. RefSeq lists its product as uncharacterized. NCBI's taxonomy places the organism in Eukaryota, Fungi, Ascomycota, Pichiomycetes, Serinales, Debaryomycetaceae. The record is from RefSeq and is a predicted model, not a curated record. The coding region runs from base 1 to 618 and encodes 205 amino acids. The transcript has a single exon.
AUGAGCUCAAAUUAUUUAAAGGAUACCAAGAGUUUACCUCUUCGGUUUGAACAUUUUUCGCCUAGUACUUCAAAGUAUGAACUGACGAAGGAGAAUAGAGGACCGGAUAUUAAAGCUAAUAAAAUACAACCAGUCGCAGAAUAUGAUGCAAAUAAGAUAAGUAAGACUGUCAAGUUUAUUAACCAGACGAACAAUGAAAAUGUUGAUAUUCCAUGGCCCAAGGUUAAAGUUGAUGAAGAUUUUGAACCAUCGUCAAAGAUUAGUGAGUUGGGACGCAUCUUCAUUCAUUAUCUCAACGAAAUUGGUAUAAUUAAAGCUGACUUGCAAACUCCUUCAAUGUGUGAAAAAACAGCACACAGAGGAAAGCAGUAUACUUGCUGUUUAAAGUUCCAGAUUAAUUAUGGAUUUCAACGAUUUCAAGUUCUUUUGACUUUAAAAUACGGGAUUGCAAACAAGAAGGUAUUUCUUAACAAUUCGAUUUCAAAUGAUGAGUUGGUAGAUUACUUAAAGAAUUUGAUUGUAUUUAAAAAAAGCGACACACACCAGGAAUUGAAGUUCAACAACCUUAAAUUGUUAAGUGUGAGUUGUAAUAUCAAUGGCCUCGAGUUAGAAAUUUAA